CUAUUUUAUCACUAUCACUACCAGAAACUAGUUUGCUCUUGCAGACUCUUCAGUGAUGGCACCUUCUUUUUCUUCUUUCUUCCUCUUAUUUUUCCUCUUCCUCAACUCUCUAGCAUUUUCAGUCCAAUCUGACGGUCCCAAGACUUUCAUAGUCCACGUGUCCAAAUCUCACAAGCCCCAUGUCUUCACUACUCACCAUCAUUGGUACUCUUCCAUACUCCAAUCAGUCUCUUCUUUCUCACAACACUCCCCAAAAAUCUUAUAUUCUUACGAUCGUGCUGCCCAUGGUUUCUCUGCCCGUCUUACCGCCAGGCAGGCUGACCAGCUCCAGCACGUUCCCGGUGUAGUCUCGGUCAUCCCUGACCGGAUACGCCAACUUCAUACAACUCACACACCUACCUUCUUAGGCCUAGCAGACUCAUAUGGAAUUUGGCCUAAUUCCGAUUAUGCUGAUGAUGUCAUUGUUGGCGUCCUCGAUACAGGUAUCUGGCCUGAAAGGCCGAGCUUUUUGGGCGAGGGGCUUUCUGCCGUCCCUUCCGGUUGGAAAGGGAAAUGCGAGACUGGACCGGACUUUCCUGCAACUUCGUGCAAUCGUAAAAUAAUCGGUGCUCGAUUGUUUUACAAAGGCUACGAAGCUGAUCGUGGUAGUCCAAUAGACGAAUCUAAAGAAUCCAAAUCUCCAAGGGAUACUGAAGGACAUGGAACACACACUGCUUCAACUGCAGCUGGAUCUGUUGUAGCUAAUGCUAGCUUUUACCAAUAUGCGAAAGGUGAAGCUAGAGGUAUGGCUAUAAAUGCCAGAAUAGCAGCUUAUAAGAUCUGUUGGAAAAAAGGGUGCUUUGAUUCUGAUAUACUAGCUGCAAUGGAUCAAGCCGUCGCGGAUGGAGUACACGUCAUUUCUCUUUCCGUUGGUGCGGACGGUUAUGCACCUGAGUAUGACACUGACUCCAUUGCUAUUGGUGCUUUUGGUGCUUCAGAACAUGGGGUUGUCGUGUCUUGCUCUGCUGGAAAUUCUGGUCCUGGUGCAUCCACAGCAGUCAACGUUGCUCCUUGGAUUCUCACUGUUGCUGCUUCGACUAUAGAUCGGGAGUUUCCUGCAGACGUUAUCUUAGGAGACGGUAGAAUAUUUGGUGGCGUAUCACUGUAUUCAGGAGAUCCCCUGGAUGAUGCACAACUACCUCUUGUUUAUUCCGGCGAUUGUGGAAGUCAACUUUGUUAUCCAGGAAAACUGGACCCUUCCAAAGUUGCUGGAAAAAUUGUAUUGUGUGAUCGAGGAGGAAAUGCUAGAGUAGAGAAAGGAAGUGCUGUUAAACAAGCUGGUGGUGUUGGUAUGGUCCUAGCAAACUUAGCUGACUCUGGAGAGGAACUCGUUGCAGAUUCACAUCUUAUCCCGGGGACGAUGGUUGGUCAAAAAGCCGGUGACAAAAUAAGGGAUUACGUCAAAUCUGAUCCAAAACCAACGGCCACGAUCACUUUCAGAGGAACUGUUAUCGGAAAAUCACCGUCUGCUCCACGUAUUGCUGCAUUUUCAGCCCGAGGACCCAAUUAUGUGACGCCGGAGAUCCUUAAACCGGAUGUUACUGCACCUGGAGUCAACAUUUUAGCUGGAUGGACCGGAUCCGUUGGUCCAACAGAUUUGGAAAUCGACAAACGAAGAGUGGAAUUUAACAUUAUAUCUGGGACAUCCAUGUCUUGUCCUCAUGUAAGUGGAUUAGCUGCAUUACUCAGAAAGGCCUACCCUAAAUGGACCACAGCAGCCAUUAAAUCAGCCCUCAUGACGACAGCUUACAAUGUUGACAACUCAGGCAAAACCUUAACGGAUCUUGCUACGGGCCAAGAAUCGAAUCCGUUCGUUCAUGGGUCGGGGCAUGUGGAUCCGAACAGAGCACUGGAUCCGGGUCUUGUUUAUGAUAUCAACAUGAAAGAUUAUGUUGAUUUUCUUUGCUCCAUUGGUUAUGAUCCAAUCAGGAUUUCACCAUUCGUGAAAGAUACUUCUUCGGUGAAUUGCAAUAAACAUAGUUUGGCUAGUCCUGGGGAUUUGAAUUAUCCAUCAUUCUCAGUUGUUUUCAUGAGUGAGAGUGUUGUAAAAUACAAGCGGGUGGUUAAAAAUGUUGGGAAUAAUGCAAAUGCGGUGUAUGCGGUGAAGGUAAAUGCACCAACAUCGGUGGAAGUGAAGGUGACUCCCAGUAAGCUCAGUUUCAGUGAGGAAAAGAACAGUUUGUCGUAUGAGAUUAGUUUCAGCAGUAAGAGCAGUGUUGGAUUGGAGAGAGUGAAGGGUCUUGAAUCGGCAUUCGGGUCGAUUGAGUGGUCUGAUGGAACUCACAGUGUGAGGAGUCCAAUUGCAGUGAGUUGGCUACACUCCUCUGCUGCCUUUUAGUUUGUUAGAUGAUCAUGACUAUGGAGAAGAUAAUGAUUAACUGCAGAUCUCCAAUGGCCAAGAUGCGGCUGAUGAAAAGUUCAAGAUGGAAAUAUCGAAGAACCCUCUGCCUGGUGAAAUAAAGUUAAGAAUUUCAGUGUAGUCCUUUUUUUUUCUUCUUGUUUUUGAUUGAAGCAUGAAGGUAAAGAACACGUGAUUCUGUCUCUAUUUGGGUCAAUAUUGUCAGUUUGAUUAAUUUGGAGUUCUGUCUUGACUGGUGUUUUAAAA
Lycium ferocissimum is the source of this 2644-nucleotide messenger RNA. RefSeq names its product subtilisin-like protease SBT1.4. The record is from RefSeq and is a predicted model, not a curated record. Gene Ontology annotation, molecular function: serine-type endopeptidase activity. NCBI's taxonomy places the organism in Eukaryota, Viridiplantae, Streptophyta, Magnoliopsida, Solanales, Solanaceae. Bases 56 to 2377 code for a protein of 773 amino acids. The transcript has 2 exons. Gene Ontology annotation, biological process: proteolysis.